Messenger RNA from Auxenochlorella protothecoides, 159 nucleotides. RefSeq lists its product as hypothetical. The record is from RefSeq and is a predicted model, not a curated record. Lineage: Eukaryota; Viridiplantae; Chlorophyta; Trebouxiophyceae; Chlorellales; Chlorellaceae. The transcript has a single exon. The coding region runs from base 1 to 159 and encodes 52 amino acids.
AUGGCUCACGCCCCUGGCACAGCCGGGCGUCCAACUUGGUACCUUUCUGGAUCACCAGCAGGCGCAACGGGGGGAAACCUCACCCGUACAAACCCUCUCACAUCCCCCCCUCCCUGCUCCGGGGACAAGCACUCCACCACAUGUCCACAAGGAAGCUGA